AUGAUCACAUCACAUUCUGGGCCAGAGAGGCUUACCUUUGCUGACUUCAUUCGAGAGUUUGAUAGGAAAUACUUUCCGAAGGAAGCUAUGGAUAGAAAUAAAUGUGAGUUCGAGCAUGUAAGCCAGGGAGAGAUGUCUGUCAUGGAGUAUGAGGUUGUGUUCAACCAACUUCGCAGAUUUGCUGGAGUGGGCAUUUCAGAGGAAGACUUGAUCAGGAAGUUUUUGAGUGGGAUGCGAGUGGAGAUUCGCAACAGGUGUCGCGUAGUCACUUACCACCGAUUGGGAGAUUUGGUGGAGAAAGCUUCGGAGCAAGAGGCAGGUUUGGCAGAGGAGAAGAAACUUGCUAAAGCAGUUCAUGUUAAGUCUGGAAAAGCUCCAGAGUCCCAGAGGAGAGGAGGGGACCAGUCGGGAUUACCGAGAUGUCCACAUUGCCAUCGCAGUCACAGUGGACAGUGUAUGAGGUGUCUUACUCUCGGUAAGAUGGGACACACUGCGAGAGAUUGUCCGAGGAGGGGCAAUGCGGCACUUCCACCACCACCGAAGCGUCUAGCCAUCCCUCCACGAGUGUUUGCAGUUGGAGAUCCUCAGGGAGCUAAACCGAUAGCAGGAUCAGUUUUGGUUGGAGGAGAGUUAGCUUAUUCCUUAUUCGACACGGGAGCCUCUCAUAGUUUUGUGAGUCCGCGCUUAGUCCAGUCUUUGUCUUUUCGGGGUGUCUUCGAACCGAAGGCUAAGCAGAUUCAGACUGCCGGCACAGAGAAGUUGGGAGCAGUUGGCAUUCAUCACAAUGUACCAGUUAUUCUUGGAGGAGUUGAGUUGCUCGGAGAUUUGACGGAGUUGGAAAUGAGCUUCUACGAUGUUAUACUUGGGAUGGAUUGGUUGUCGCGACAUCGAGUAGUCUUGGAGUAG
Messenger RNA from Brassica napus (rape), 906 nucleotides. RefSeq lists its product as uncharacterized. The transcript is spliced from 3 exons. NCBI's taxonomy places the organism in Eukaryota, Viridiplantae, Streptophyta, Magnoliopsida, Brassicales, Brassicaceae. The record is from RefSeq and is a predicted model, not a curated record. The coding region runs from base 1 to 906 and encodes 301 amino acids.